Molecule: messenger RNA, 965 nt
Organism: Balaenoptera musculus (blue whale)
Lineage: Eukaryota; Metazoa; Chordata; Mammalia; Artiodactyla; Balaenopteridae
Product: endoribonuclease YbeY-like
Biological process (GO): rRNA processing
Molecular function (GO): metalloendopeptidase activity
Source: RefSeq, a predicted model, not a curated record
UUUACAUAAGUCUAAUAAAUGUAAAGUUGGGGGUUAAAAAAAGACUAAUACAAUGGGAUAUUAUGUGACAUUAAAAAGAACAAACUGCUGACACAUACUCUAAAAUGGGUGAAGCUUGAAAACAUUGUAAGUGAAAGAAGCUAGUCACAAAAGGCCACAUAUUAUUCCAUUUGUAUGCAAUGUCCAAAAUAUGCAAAUCCAUAGAGACAGAAAACUUAGAUCAGUGGUUGCCUGGGACUUGUGGGAAAUAAAGAGUGACGACAAAUAGGUACAAGAUUUCUUUUGGGGUGGGGCUCCGGCCGUGAUGAGCUUGGUGCUAAGGAACCUGCAGCGGGCGGUGCCCCUGAGGCGGGCGCGGCUCCGCGAGAAGGUGCAGGUAAUGCGGAGAGCCCUGUGGGUGCAGAGGUUCGACCUGGGGGUCGUCUGUGUCGACAACAGAAAGAUUCAGCCGAUUAACAGAAUCUACAGAGACAAAAAUACCCCAACAGAUGUGCUUUCCUUUCCAUUUCAUGAGGAUCUGAAAGCAGGCAAAAUUCCCCAGCCUGAUUUUCCAGAUGACUAUAAUUUAGGAGACAUUUUCCUGGGAGUGGAGUAUAUCUUCCAGCACUGCAAAGAAAAUGAAGAUUACUAUGACACUGUGACUGCCACCCACGGGCUCCGUCACCUGCUGGGCUUCACACACAGCACGGAGGCCGAGUGGCAGAAGAGGUACCAGAAGGAGAAGCAGGUUCUCGAGGAGCUGAGCAGGCACAAAGGGACCAGGUUUCAGCCCCUGAGCAGGGGCCUCUUCUGACCGAAGAGCCACAGUGUGAAUGGAAGGUGGACCACCCCCUCGGGCCCCAAGGAUCAGGGGUCCCCCACGCUGAGGUCCGGGCUGGCCACUGCUGUCCUGUGGGACUGCGGAAGUGCCAGCCCUAGCAGGUGCUGAACUCUAUGAGUGGAACCUGCCUCUUAAAACACUAGAG